Cladocopium goreaui is the source of this 3234-nucleotide messenger RNA. Lineage: Eukaryota; Dinophyceae; Suessiales; Symbiodiniaceae. The record is from the annotation of a GenBank genome assembly.
AUGUAUGCCAUCCAGGGGUGCCUCUAUGGGUUGAGCGACAACACCAUCCCCCAGCUUCUGAAUCGCAACCAAACGUCCCUGGCCGCGUCGGAAACCCUGGCCAUUGUGCGUUUGCCAUCAGCCUUGAAGGUGUUCUUUGCACCACUGGCAGACUACGGUGCUCAGAAGAUCCCAGGUGGUUACAAGAAGCUGGUGAUCAGCUUACAGAUCUUGAUGGUUGCUGCCAUCCUUUCCCUCAUCCCACUACUACCAGAAGUGCUGCAGCUGGGUGGUCGUCCGGGAGCGGAGAAGCUGCGCUGGUCACUCUUUUGGGUCGCCAUAAGCAAUGCGAUCAGCGACCUCUGCCUGGAUGCCUUUGCCCUCAGGCAGAUGCCGGCAGAGCGGCAGCAUCUACCCGCCGUUUGUCAGGUGCUUGGAAUCUUUCUUGGAAUGACGGCUGCGAAAUCAGGACUUUUCUUCUUGAUGACACUGGAACUACUUCCACUAGAAGGCCUACUGCAAGGCUUCGUGGCCCUUUUGGCGAUCGUGGCUCUCCUGGCCGUCCUGGCCGUGGCGCUGACCGCGCGCCCAGACGCGGACGCGAGAGCUCGCGUCGGAGGUGACGGCGGUUUCGGGGCCGUGCUGAGGAACUCCUGGGCCGUUACCACGCGGCGGCCCAACAUGCCACACUGGCUCUUGUAUCAGCUCUUUAUGCCUGCAGUCAACUUCCAUCAUGGCGUCGUACUUCCAAGUCGCUAUGAGCAGUUCGGCUUCUCCGGUGAAGAUUAUGCCGCCUACGACCUGCCAGUGGCCGUGGUCACGGUGGGGGUCUUGCUCUGGGCGUCGAGGGCUGCGGAGGAUGCCACGAAACCGUUGAGCUACGUGAUCGUGGGCUAUCUGUUGGAGGCUACAGUAGUUUCAGCGCUGCUACUCCAAUACUGGAGCUGGAAAGGAACACCCACGGCCGGGUUCAAGUUCGCAUAUGUGGCCCUCAACAAACUCCACGAUCUCCUCUUCUUCGUCUGCGACAUGUUGGAGUUCGCCUUCAUGGGCCGUGUGGCUUCGCUGGAGCCGCAGUUGGUGGCUACCUUGAUGACGCUGCAGGCCUCGGCCUUCAACUUUUCGGAAUUCUUGUACUCCUGGCUGGCCCCAACUUUGGUCGAUCAUUUUUCCACGUGCUCCCGAGAGCAUGACGCCUUCUCGUGCGACUUUGACGCCUAUCCCCUGGUGGGUGUUGGUUUGACGCUGGUCACCUUGAUCUUUCUCAUGACUCAGUGGGGGCCCUUGGAUGUGCAUCCCAGUACUUGUUUGCAAGCCACAACUGGCUACAUCCUGAGCGAUAUUCUGUCGACUGCACGACCACGUGUCCAAAUUCUGACUGUUGGUCCAGCGAUUGGUGGCCACUUUCCAGAUUUGGGCGGCGUGCCUGCUCAGUCCAAAAAGGACAAGCAGAAAGCCGCCUUUGCCGCCAACUUGGCGGAGCCCAAAUCCUCGGCACCCAGCUGGGGUCCGGGGCCCCCGUGGAACGUGGCCGUGGCCAGUGGUCAAGCGCAAAGAGCGCCACCGACCUUCACCCUACAGGAGCUAGCCAAGCCCGCGAAGAAGGGCCGCAGCGCCAAGGUCUUCGGCGGCAAGGCAGACGCCGACGAGCAAGCCUUGACGGGUGCCUUUCAGCAGCCCGCGCCGGUGCCAGGCCCUGCCAGGGCCGAGCCGCAAGUGCCGGAAGCGUCGCAAGUGCCGCAGGCCUGGCAGGGCGACGUGGCCAGAAGGCAAGAGAUGCCACGGCACGAAGGCCUAUGGGAAGAUCGUGCCCGAGCUCAAGAAGGUCGAUCACGAGGGAAAGGCCAAGGCAGAGAAGGCACGGCUUGGCAGACAGGCGACCGCGGCGACCGCGGCGACCGCAAUGCACGGUUUGGUCGACGGGAAGGUCGUGAGGAUCGGCGGGAGCGUGAGCGCAAUGAGCGCGUGCCACGCAGUGAGAUUCGCCUGGAGAAGCGCGACGACGGCAGCCGCCGCGACCGGGACGAGAAGGACUUGGCUGAGGAAGAGGUGAGGACCUUCAAGAUCGAUCCGCAGAAACCCGUGCGGAUCUUGCAGAAGUCUCCUGAAGAGAAAGCCAAGGAAAAGGCACCUGAGCCGGUGGAGCAGCCGGUGCUCAAAGCCGAGGACAAGGGCAAAGGCAAAGCCUCCAAGAAGGGCAAAGGUCAAAAAGGCCGCGGGCGUGGUCCUCGUAUCAUCGGUGAGGACUCGGACGCCGAAUGGUCCGAAGCCUCAGCGUCCGACGAGGAGAAGCCAAAGCCAGGUCGAGCGGAGCUGGUCGCCUCUGAGGAAGACUCGGAGGGCGGCGAAGGCACCUUUGCUGCGUCCGUUCCGAAGGGCAAGGGCAAGGCCAAAGGCAAGAACAAAGGAAAGGAGAAGGCCAAAGGUGCUGGAAAGAAAGGCUGGGUGCGUGUGGAACGUGAAGAGAAAGACGAGGAGCAAGAUGAAGAAGAGGAGCGGGAAGAGAUUGAGGCACGCUUGCGGAACUCGCGCAAGGUUCUGGAGUCCCGCGCCCUGGCCCGCGCUGAAGCGGAGCGGCAGCGGCGGCUCCUACGCGAGAAGGCCAGUCUUCCUGCUCCAGCCGCUCCAGCGGAGCCCGAAAGCUUCCAGACGCCCGAGUCCAGUGAACACGAGGCUGAGAAGGAGGAACCAGAGGAGUUCCAAGAGGCUGCGAGUGAGCCAGCGGAGCUGGAUGUGGCCGAUGAGGAGCCCGUGCCCGACGUGCCCGACGUGCCCGACGUGCCCGACGUGCCCGACUCGCGCCCGCUUCCGGAGCUUGAGGCGGAGCCGGCCGAGGAGGCCGACGAGGCCGUCGCGGAGGAAGAAGAAGGUGUCGAGGCUGCAGAGGCAGAGCUGGACGAUUCCAUCGAGGUGGAAGAGAUGGAAGGUGAUGCAUCGCCACUCUCCAAAGAGGAGGAGGCGGAAGCCGAAGCGGAGGACGAUGAGGCUGUGCAUCGGCUAAACCCCGUGGCAGACACGGGACUUGCUCUGGGCAUCGGAAUGGUUGCCGUCCAGCAAGAGGCGCAAGAAGAGGUCGACUCAGACGAUUUGUUGGAUUUCGAAACGGUCAAGAACAAGACCGAACGAAAGGCGGAGAAGCAAACGCAACGCCGCGUGAAAGAGGAGCAUGCAACCCGUGCUGCCAUUCGAAAAGAAGCGCAGAGACAACGCGUACGGGCGAAGGAGCAGCGUGAAACGGAGGCCGCCGAGGCGUGA